Messenger RNA from Scylla paramamosain (green mud crab), 1652 nucleotides. Its product is annotated as actin, muscle-like. The record is from RefSeq and is a predicted model, not a curated record. The transcript is spliced from 2 exons. Gene Ontology annotation, biological process: mitotic cytokinesis. Lineage: Eukaryota; Metazoa; Arthropoda; Malacostraca; Decapoda; Portunidae. Bases 163 to 1293 code for a protein of 376 amino acids.
ACAUAUAUGGAAGCGUCAACAGCUUUAGAUAUUAUAUUAAUCGGUGACGGAGUGGUGAGGGCACCAGUAGGUCGGCGAGGUCCGGAGUCGAGUGACGGGAGGUGCGUCUGUCUAAGGCUGAAAGUUUUGCAAUUUGCAGUGGUGCCUUGACAAUCUUUCACCAUGUGUGACGAAGACGCCACCGCGCUGGUCUGUGACAACGGCUCCGGCCUCUGCAAAGCCGGCUUCGCCGGUGAUGACGCUCCCAGGGCCGUGUUCCCCUCCAUCGUCGGCCGACCUCGUCACCAGGGUGUGAUGGUGGGCAUGGGUCAGAAGGACGCCUACGUCGGCGACGAGGCCCAGAGCAAGCGAGGUAUCCUGACUCUCAAGUACCCCAUCGAGCACGGCAUCAUCACCAACUGGGACGACAUGGAGAAGAUCUGGCACCACACCUUCUACAACGAGCUCCGCAUUGCCCCUGAGGAGUCUCCUGUCCUGCUCACUGAGGCUCCCCUCAACCCCAAGGCCAACCGUGAGAAGAUGACCCAGAUCAUGUUCGAAACCUUCAGCUGCCCCGCCAUGUACGUGGCCAUCCAGGCUGUGCUGUCUUUGUACGCCUCUGGCCGUACUACUGGCAUCGUGCUGGACUCGGGUGACGGCGUGACACACACUGUCCCGAUCUAUGAAGGUUACGCUCUUCCUCACGCCAUCAUGCGUCUUGACCUGGCUGGUAGAGAUCUUACCAAUUAUCUGAUGAAAAUUUUGACUGAACGUGGCUACUCCUUCACUACCACUGCAGAGCGUGAGAUAGUUCGAGACGUCAAGGAGAAGCUUUGUUAUGUCGCCCUUGAUUUUGAAAGUGAAAUGGCCCAGGCAGCUGCUACUGCUUCCCUCGAAAAGUCGUACGAGCUUCCUGAUGGUCAAGUCAUCACCAUUGGCAAUGAACGUUUCCGUGCUCCUGAAGCCCUCUUCCAGCCGUCUUUCUUGGGGAUGGAAUCCUGCGGCGUUCACGAGACCGUCUACCAGUCCAUCAUGAAGUGUGACGUGGACAUCAGGAAGGAUCUGUACGCCAACACCGUCAUGUCUGGUGGCACCACCAUGUACCCUGGUAUUGCUGACCGCAUGCAAAAAGAAAUCACCUCGCUUGCUCCCUCCACCAUCAAGAUCAAGAUUAUUGCCCCUCCUGAGCGCAAGUACUCUGUCUGGAUCGGCGGUUCGAUCCUGGCAUCUCUUUCUACCUUCCAGUCCAUGUGGAUCACCAAGGAGGAGUAUGACGAAUCCGGUCCCGGCAUUGUCCACCGCAAGUGCUUCUAAAAUAUGUUUGGUAUCUUUGUUAUCUCAGUCCACACUAAACACUGAUACGAACAUAUUCCCAAGUUUCAUUUAAGCAUUUAUUUGCAAGCUAUUCUUUGCUAAGUCAUAUCUAUUCUCUAUAGGAAUAGCUGUGAUGGCAAGCUAACCUAUUUCAUAUUACUCAUUUGGUUAUUGUCACAAGGAAUAGAAUGUUAAGAUUGGCUUGCUUGUCAGAAAACACCGAAUUGGCCGACCAUAAGUCAUCCCUUUAUCUCCUCCUGUGCUGAGUACAAGUCGUCCGUGCCGCCAGGCUGUGCUGAUUAUGUUACUUUUAUUUUUUCAUAUGUCUGAAUGAUACGAAAAUACAUGGAAUAAGAAAC